Echinococcus granulosus is the source of this 1647-nucleotide messenger RNA. RefSeq names its product T-complex protein 1 subunit alpha. NCBI's taxonomy places the organism in Eukaryota, Metazoa, Platyhelminthes, Cestoda, Cyclophyllidea, Taeniidae. The transcript has 6 exons. Gene Ontology annotation, cellular component: chaperonin-containing T-complex. Gene Ontology annotation, molecular function: ATP-dependent protein folding chaperone; ATP hydrolysis activity; ATP binding. Bases 1 to 1647 code for a protein of 548 amino acids. Gene Ontology annotation, biological process: protein folding. The record is from RefSeq and is a predicted model, not a curated record.
AUGUCGGCGAAUGCUGCUACUCCCCUGUCCUUGGGUGGUGAGCGUGUUAGCGGUGAUAGUGUACGCAAGCAAAAUGUGAUGGCUGCUAUUUCUAUCGCCAAUAUUGUGAAAACCAGUUUAGGCCCUGUCGGUUUAGACAAGAUGCUCGUGGACGACGUGGGGGAUGUAACUAUUACAAAUGACGGAGCUACCAUCCUAAAAUUGCUUGACGUAGAGCAACCAGCAGCCAAAGUUCUGGUGCAGCUGGCGCAACUUCAGGAUGAUGAAGUUGGUGAUGGCACGACAAGUGUCGUUAUCCUAGCUGCCGAGUUGCUUCGUAAUGCUGAUGAGCUCAUAGCUCAAAGGAUUCACCCAACCACAAUCAUGAGUGGCUAUAGACUGGCGUGCCGAGAGGCCUGUAAAUAUAUACAAAAUAAUCUUGUUCUGGAUUCGGAUGCACUUGGGAAGUCCUGCCUUGUCAAUGCUGCUAAAACAUCAAUGUCCAGUAAAUUAAUAACUGUAGAUGCGGACUUCUUUGCUAAUAUGGCCGUCGAAGCUGUGCUCGCUGUCAAAGUUCCUGACGGUCAUGGCGGUUUCAUUUACGCGACAAAGGCUAUCAACAUUCUAAAAGCCCACGGUCGUUCGAUGAGAGAAAGCAUGCUCAUUAAUGGAUAUGCACUCAACUGUACCAUUGCUUCACAGCAAAUGCCGCGACAAAUCAGGAAUGCGAAAAUUGCCUUCCUCGAUUUUAACUUGCAAAAGGUAAAGCUUAAACUGGGUGUCCAAGUACUUGUGAGUGAUCCCGAUAAGCUGGAGGAAAUUCGUAAUCGCGAAUCGGACAUCACUAAGGAGCGCAUUCAAACGAUUCUCGGCGCUGGUGCUAACGUUGUUCUAACAACGGGAGGCAUCGAUGACCUCUGUAUGAAGUACUUCGUCAAGGCUGGCGCAAUGGCUGUUAGGCGGUGUAAGCGCGUCGAUCUGAAGCGCAUUGCCAAGGCCACCGGUGGACAGCUUAUUGUUACAAUGUCGAAUAUGGAUGGUGAGGAGACGUUUGAACCAUCUUUUCUUGGUGAGGCGGGUGAAGUGGUUCAAGAAAGGAUUUGUGAUGAUGAGUUGAUCCUCAUACACGAUCCAAAGGUUAGGUCUGCCGCUAGCAUUAUUCUCCGUGGCGCUAAUGAUUUGUACGUGGACGAAAUGGAGCGCUCACUACAUGAUUCACUUCAGGUCAUCAAACGUGUUUUGGAAAGUAAAUCAGUUGUGCCUGGUGCUGGGGCUUGUGAAACUGCGGUCUCAGUGUUCCUAGAGAACUUUGCGAUGACAAUGGGCUCUCGCGAGCAGUUAGCCGUUGCCGAAUUCGCCCGCGCGAUGCUGGCUAUUCCCAAGCAACUUGCUGUCAAUGCGGCUCUUGAUAGCACUGAUCUGAUUUCCCGUUUGCGCGCUUGCCAUAACACGAGCCAGAUGAAAUCGGAAAAUACAGAUAUGAAAUUCUGGGGUCUCGAUCUUCAAAAGAACUGCAUUUCGAACUGCAAGGAGCUCGGAAUCUUCGAACCAUUGGUUUCGAAAAUUAAAAGCUUGAAAUUCGCCACCGAGGCGGCGAUUACAAUUUUGCGCAUUGAUGACCUCAUUAAAUUGAAAGAAGAAAAGCCUGUUGAUGAUCCUGAACGUUAA